UUCUAUGGGAUAUAGUGGGAUUGUGAUGGUAUUUAUGGUUUGUGCAAGUUAAGACAUUUGGAUUAGUAUGUCUGUCUAGUGACACUGUGACAGCAAGUAGUAAAAGCAGUGUGGUAAAUGUGAAAUUCAGAAACGGCGUAAAGACAGCGGUUUGCUAGGAUUACGAAAACGACAAACUUUGUUAACGUAGUAGCAGGCCUGUAGCCGAACCUGCUGACAGGAAUCCAUGUGAGGAAUGGCGGGAUUGUUUUAGAUUCAUUAAUGCAAUACGUUGAGAAUGAGUGUCCAAACCCGCUGAACAUUAACAGCUUAGUUAAAUCUCAUGUUUUUUAUACGAUUAAAUGCUCAUAAUGACCCCACUUGUACUUUUGACAUCCCGUUGGUUUUGUGAUUAGAUUUUUAUUGAGCAAUACUUUUUUCAUCAGGUGUGCAGAAUCGUUCUUUCCAAGGCUGAAUCGGCAGAUGUGAUUUUUGGGUCUGUUAAUACUUAAACUAAGUUAAGUAUUAACUCCCUCAAGUGAGAGUGAACAGCUGUCAGUUGUUGAACUGCACUUUAGCAUAUUACUUGGUGGUGUCUUUACCUGACAACAUGUUUGUUUUUAGGCGUUUGUUACGUGGUUCUUUUAUAAAUGUUAACUGUGCUGGAGCCCUACAAAAGGGGAUAGAUAGACCCGAAGAGUGCUUUAAGUUGUUUGGUGUGAGGAGAUUUACUUCUGUGUCCAUCGAGAAGCUGGAUUUGAGAGGAAUUUUUCCACCACUCGUAACCCCAUUUAAUAAGAAGGAAGAGGUGGAUUAUCACCGGCUGGAAGACAACCUGCACAGGUAUUCCUCCGUUCCUUUCCGCGGUUUUGUGGUUCAGGGUUCAAAUGGAGAGUAUACCUAUCUGACAAGCACCGAGAGAAUUGAAGUAGUCCGCAGGGUUCGAAAGGCGGUGUCAAAGGACAAGCUGGUUGUGGCUGGAUCAGGAUGUGAAUCUACACAUGCUACCAUUAAGAUGACAACUAACAUGGCAGAGGCUGGGGCAGAUGCUGUGAUGGUGGUCACACCAUGCUACUAUCGUGGGCAGAUGAACAGCGCAUCUCUGAUUCAUCAUUAUACUAAGGUAGCUGACACUUCCCCUGUUCCAGUGAUCUUAUAUAGUGUCCCUGCCAAUACUGGUCUAGACAUUCCCAUCGAUGCCAUUGUCAAGUUGUCCGCACAUCCAAACAUCAUUGGAAUGAAAGACAGUGGUGGAGAUGUGACCCGAAUUGGUUUGAUCAUCCACAAAACCAAGGGAAUGGAUUUCCAGGUUCUGUCUGGGUCAGCUGGCUUUCUUCUAGGUGGUUACAUUGUAGGUGCUGUUGGAGGAGUAUGUGCACUUGCUAAUGUUCUGGGAGAACCACUAUGUAAUCUCCAGAAUCUUUGUUCUCUUGGUCAGUGGGAAAAAGCCAGAGAGCUGCAGUAUCGCCUGAUUGAGCCUAAUAUUGCUGUCACCAGAAAGUAUGGCAUCCCAGGACUCAAACAAGCAAUGCAGUGGUUUGGGUAUAAUGGUGGUAAUUGUCGCUCUCCUCUGCAACCCUUGACAGAAGAGCAGACAAAAGAACUCCGUAAAGACUUUGUUUCUAAUGACUGGUUAUGAAGGAGUUAGAUGUGGAACAAACUGAUUCAAUGGUCAUUUUUUAAACUUUUAUACUGAGCCUCAAACAUUGCUUUACUUAAACUGUAGUAGGCUCAUUAAAGGAAUCAGUCUGAGGUCAUCAGAACAACUAAGGCCAAAGAAUUUUGCUGACUGUAGUUUGUUACCUUGAUCCAUUUGACUUUCUGUUGCAUAACUUACAGAACUCUGUAGUUGUGUUUGGCCAAGCUUUAUAGUACUGUGUGUUCUGUAUUCUGCAAUGUUGAAUAAACUGCUUUUUGUUUAUUUUA
Protopterus annectens (West African lungfish) is the source of this 1905-nucleotide messenger RNA. RefSeq names its product 4-hydroxy-2-oxoglutarate aldolase 1 (gene HOGA1). The transcript is spliced from 7 exons. NCBI's taxonomy places the organism in Eukaryota, Metazoa, Chordata, Ceratodontiformes, Protopteridae. Bases 590 to 1618 code for a protein of 342 amino acids. Gene Ontology annotation, biological process: N-acetylneuraminate catabolic process. The record is from RefSeq and is a predicted model, not a curated record. Gene Ontology annotation, molecular function: N-acetylneuraminate lyase activity; 4-hydroxy-tetrahydrodipicolinate synthase activity.